AUGUUUACGGCCAUUUUUAAAAUCACCAGAAUUUUUAUUGAGCAAUGUCAGAGUGUUUGUGUCUUUAAAGUACAGCGAGCAAAUUUAACAAAUUCCCAGCUGGACCAGAGUCAGCGGCAACAUCAGCAGCACCGACAGCAGGCACAGCAGCAGCAGCAGCAACGUCGUCAACGUCGCCAACAGCAUCAAUUAAGGCAAUUACAACAAUUUUACAAAAGAAUUAGCAAUCAACAACAACAACAAACCGGAGAACGACAAGAAAAACGACAACAACAACAGCAGCAUCAGGGCAAACAGCAGUCCAAGCACCCGAAAAAACAAUCACAUAUCAUCAAGUCAUCAACGAAUCGAACAAAAACUCCAAUUCACAAUGCAACGACAACCACAACAAUAACAACAGCAAAGCUGUUAAGCCAACAACAGCAACAUCAGUGCCAUCCAGAGCAACAUCAUCGUCAUCAUCAGACAUUUGCAUGUGCCACAACAACAACUACAAAUACCACUAUUCGUGGGCAUGGAGGUGCAGCAUCGGCAGCACCAUCAUUGUCAUCAAUACAAGACCAAGCUGCAUCAACUUCAUCCACAGUCACAUCCACCACAUCAGUGUCCUCAUCACCGUCCUCAACAUCGCCAUCAUCAGCAGCAGCAGCAGCAGUACCAUCGCCACCAACAACAACGGGAAAUUUAACUGUAACGCCUUGUUGCCUACACCUGCAUUUGCAUUUAAUUAUUGUGAUUAUCUUGGCCUGCUGUACAAGAAGGCUUCACUGUUUACCCGAUGGCCGAGCCACAUGUCGUUCAGUGCCCGGUUUAACCAAAGAUCAAUUGGAACUUUGUUACAAAGCCAGCGAUGUAACGACGGCUGCCUUAGAAGGUCUCGAUCUGGCCAUCAGAGAGUGUCAAACGCAGUUUCAAUGGCAUAGGUGGAAUUGUUCAUCACUUAACACAAAAAGCCGCAAUCCCCAUGCAUCGAAUCUCUUGAAGAAAGGUUAUCGUGAGAGUGCAUUUGCCUUUGCCAUCUCAGCGGCCGGAGUGGCCCACAGUGUGGCCCGAGCCUGCAGCCAGGGUCGUUUAAUGUCCUGUGGCUGUGAUCCAUCGGUGAAUCGCAAAACCCUCAAUAAAAAUCUCCGUCAAAGUCUGGACAAAGAGAAGAAACUAUUCUUACAGUAUUUGGAGACAAAUCAGAUUCUGAAUCCCGAAGAUGAAAAGAAAUACGAACGUUCGAAAAUUGCCAGUCGCUGGAAAUGGGGUGGCUGUUCGCAUAACAUGGAUUUUGGUGUGGAAUUUUCCAAAUUGUUUCUCGAUUGCCGGGAAAAGGCCGGGGAUAUACAGUCGAAAAUAAAUUUACAUAAUAAUCAUGCUGGGAGAAUUGCCGUCUCCAAUAACAUGGAAUUCCGCUGCAAAUGCCACGGCAUGUCGGGCAGCUGUCAACUGAAAACUUGCUGGAAAUCUGCUCCCGACUUCCACGUCGUUGGCAAAGUCCUCAAACAUCAAUUUCGUCGAGCCUUACUGGUCGAUCAAUCGAAUUUGGGUAAUGGCGAACCCAUUGUUGUCCUGAAACGUUCACGCAAUAAAAAGUCGAAUAAUGCCAAUGGUAAUGGUGAACGUACGGGGGAGCGACACGAACGCCCCUCAAAUGCCAAAUCAAAUACUGAGAAAAAUGCUCAACGAUCCGCCCGUAAAUUAGAGACAUCCCUGUUCUACUACCAAAGAUCACCGAAUUUUUGUGAAAAAGAUCCAUCUGCUGAUAUUUUGGGCACAGUGGGUCGCAAAUGUAAUCGCAAUAGUACUUUAAGUGAUGGCUGCACCUCAUUGUGCUGCGGCCGUGGUUAUAGCUUAGUUAAGGAACGUCGUGCCGAACGUUGUCAUUGUAAAUUUCAAUGGUGCUGCAAUGUGGAAUGCGAUGAAUGUCAUGUUGAAGAAUGGAUAAGUGUGUGUAAUUGAAGAGGAGGAAGG
Molecule: messenger RNA, 1956 nt
Organism: Musca vetustissima
Lineage: Eukaryota; Metazoa; Arthropoda; Insecta; Diptera; Muscidae
Gene: Wnt10
Product: protein Wnt-10b
Exons: 8
Coding region: 1-1944 (647 amino acids)
Biological process (GO): neuron differentiation; canonical Wnt signaling pathway; cell fate commitment
Cellular component (GO): extracellular region
Molecular function (GO): frizzled binding; cytokine activity
Source: RefSeq, a predicted model, not a curated record